CCAAACGCCAAAUUGAAUUACUUUGUUCAAAGCAAUAUGGCGAAUGUCGACAAAGGACACCUUAAGUGGCGAGAUAAUUCGCAAGCAAAUGGGCAGGACCUGAGGUUGCGUGAUGACCGGGGUCGCAGAGGUAAGCCCCAGGUGGAGAUAUACCGCCCGGGAAGUGGCCCUCUACGCAAGUCAGCUUUAGGUGACGAGGAUAACACCGCCACCGACGAUAGUCACAGAGGAAAGCCGCCGGAAAACUCUCGCGGAGGCAAGCACGACGAUUGGAAAAGGAAUAGGAGGAGGCACAACCAUUCAUCCAGCGAUUACCUCAACAAGAACUGCAGACCACCUUACGACGACAGAAGGAUGCUGUCGCAAGGCGGCGAAGUGAGCAAGCUCUCAAACCAAAUGGAAAAGGUUCAGAUAACAGAUGAUGACAAGGAUGGGAUCAGUUUCCAAGUCCCGGACAGCCUGCGGGGCAGUUUGGGGGAUCUGAAAAGGAGCAAAAGGCCGGAGCAGGCCCACUACGUGCCGAAACCUCUGGCCCAGGCCAUCGCAGACAGAGACGGGGUGAAUCAGUCGUCGAACGCCGCCGGUACAGUCGCAGGUUCUGCGUACGCGGACAGCGGGAGGAAAAGUGAAACGGAGGAAGAGAACUGGGACAACGAUUUCAUAUACAGUCAGCGUGACGCCCGCAGAAAUGAUCCCCACGAGAAAGGAAACGAAGCUUACAGCUCGCGAGGCAGCUUCAACGGAGGAAGGAGGGAGAGCGACGCUGCGGAGAGCGCGUCUCGACCGCAGCAGAGGUACCCGGGGAGUCGCCCCGGCUACAGGGCGGCUCCGGGAGAGGACAGCCGGGUGCCCCCGUGGAGGGCGGAGUCGCCUCCUCCUCACCUGAGGAAGCCCGACCUGCGGGAAGUACGGCAGGCGUCGGAGCCGCGCUCCCUGUGUCUGGACUCGUCUCGCGCGAGAGACACCCGCAGCGUGGAGCCCGCGGGCCGUCGGGGCGGAGGCGAGAAGCUGCAGGCCAAGCCCCCCUCCGGCCGCCGCGGCAGCAAGGACGGCAUCCUGGGGCCCAAGUACGAGAUGCUGCCGCCCCGCCUGAAGAAGAAGUACCUGGCCGAGAACAUGGGGGAGGAGCCCAUGAGCUACAUCGGCACCACCUCGGAGGCUCCGUGGGACGGCAGCACGGUGACAUUCAAGGGCUCGGCCAGCUACCACACCCACACCCUGCCCCUGCAGCACGUGCCGGCCCACCAGUGGUACCAGACGCUGCCGUCGCCCCGGGCUCGCGGGCGGGGUCGCAUGAGGCCCGACGAGGUGGACGCCUGCAUGGCCGCCAGGUUCUCUCGCUCCCUGACGCCUGACAGGCCGCCCGUGGCGGGCAGCGCGGCCAGGGUGGAGCAUGACGGGCCUGCUCGCUUCCCCAGCCCCUCGCCGCCCCCCGCCUGCGACCCCGGGCCGAGACUCCGCGCCGAGGACCCGGCCAGGACUCCCAGGAUGCAGAGUGCGGGGAACUCGUGCGGCGCCAGCACGGACAAUGGAGAGGCGUUCAAGCGCCCUGCCACCCCGCCCAAGCCUGCAUCUGCAUCUGCAUCUGCAUCUGCAUCUGUGCCGGAGCCGGAGCCCCAGGAGAGCAGCGAGGCCGUGGACUCCGUGAGGGAGCUCUCGCCGGUCAUCCUGGACUGGAGCGAGGAGGUGGAGCUGACGGAGCGUCUGGAGGCGGCCAUGAGCGACGCCAUGACGCGCAGCUCGUCGCUGGUGAGCGUCCACGACAAGGGGCCGUCCCUCUCCGCCCCGGGCGCCAGCAGCAAGAAGAGGAGGAAAAGGAGGCGUAAGGAAAGGAACAAAGUAGAUGACAGGAGCACCAGCCGGGAGAGGAGCGCGCGCGAGGGCAGCCGCGACCGCGGGCCCAGGGCUCCCCCCCAGCCGGCGCGCAGCUGGCGCUGCAGCCAGGACCGCGAGGCGGUGCCGCCCAGCCGCGAGCACAGCCGGGACCGGGGCCGCUACGCCGAGGGGCGCCCGCGGGGGCCCGGCAGCGGCCACGCGGGGGAGGAGCCCAGGAAGGGCGACGGGGCUCGGGAGCAGAGCCGGGACCGGGGCAAGCGCCGCAGGAGCCGCGACCGCAGGCACCGGCGGGCCAGCAGGGACGGCAAGCCGGACCCGCCCGGGUCGGGCCACGUCGCGGGCAUCAUCGUCAUCCACCCGCAGAAGCCCCCUGCGCCCGAGGCCUCGGUGUCGGGCCCGCCCUUCCAAGGCCACCCGCACGAGGCCGGCCCCGCGAUGCGCCAGCCGCCCCAGCGGGUGCUGUACGACCCCAACAACCCCAGCAAGCCCAUCGUGGUGUCCUCGGGGAACACGCGCUCCGCGGCACCCCUGCACCCCAGGGACGGCGAGUCGAACCUCGCUGGCUCGCCGCCGACGGGCUUCCCCCCUCACGCGGGUUACGCUCCUCAGGCCGGCGAAGUGGAUCAGUUCAGCAACUCCCGCCCCUCGUGGCACCCUCACCAGCUCCCUGAAGGCUUCCACCAGCCACACAACUCGCUGCUACUGCUGGAGCUGGAGAGGGUUGAUGCCAGACUCCAGUGGCUGAUGGCCAAUGGAGGAAUACUGCACCAGUGGAAGACCAUCGCAAGCAUAAGGGAGUACCUGCAGGGCGUGCUGGUGAACCUCCUGCUGACAGACCUCAAGUUCUGCCAGCAGCAGAGCGUGGACCAGGUCAUGUGGAAGCUGCUGUUCUACAACAUCAUCGAGCACCUGCGCAAGAGGCUGGCCGAGGAGGACAGCCCUGAGCGCAAGGACCAGUACAAGAGCGUCAUGCUGAGCAUCAUCGAGGAGGGCACGGCCUACCUGGAGUCGCUGCUGACGCUGCUGGAGCAGAGGUACCACGAGCGGCUAGCCCUGUACCACUCGCCGCAGCACGUGGCGGCCCCCCCGCCCAAGACCCCCUACACCAGCGUGGUGCUGGUGGCCGCACAGAAGAUCCUGCUGUUCCUGGGCGACCUGGCGCGCUACCGGGAGCAGGUCAACGAGACCAGCAGCUUCGGCAAGUCCCGCCAGUUUUACAUCAAAGCUCACCAGCUGAAUCCUAAAAAUGGCAGACCCUACAACCAGCUGGCUAUUUUGGCUCUUUAUGCUAGGAGAAAGUUGGACGCUGUAUAUUACUACAUGAGAAGUUUGAUGGCGUCAAACCCAUUCUUUUCUGCGAGAGAAAGUCUUCUUUCACUUUUUGAUGAAAGCCGAAAAAAGUACGAGCAGGCGGAGCGGAAGCGCCGCGAGGAGCGCGAGGCCAAGCAGCGGGAGCGCAUGCAGGAGAAGGAGGGGGCCGGACUGCGGAGGGAGCUGUGGGUGCACCCGGAGGGCGGUCGCCGCCUGCACAUCACCACCUCCACCCUGCAGGAGCAGCGGCGGCGAGACCUGGCCUCUGAGGAGGAGGAGCUGGCCCAGCUGUCCAGCGUCGAGGUAAACAAGAGGUUUGUCACCAGCUACCUGAACGUCCAAGGGAAGCUCUUCACGAAGAUAGGGAUGGAGACCUUCCAGGAGGCCGCAGUGCAGAUGCUGCGAGAGUUCCGAGCCCUGCUGCAGCACUCGCCGGUGCCGCUCAACUCCAACCGCUUCCUGCAGCUGCUGGCCCUCAACAUGUUCGCCGUCGAGAACACGCAGCCCAAGGAGUCGCUGGAGGCAGACUACCGCUCGGCCGUGCAGGAGAGCGCCCUGGUGGUGUCGCUGCAGAUGUUCAACCUGAUCCUGGAGAAGUGCGUGUCGCUGCUGAAGGAGAACAUGGCCCGCAGCGACUGCACGGGGCUGCAGCUGGUGGCCAGCGAGGACCUGCGGCUGCUGCUGCCCGCCGUCAAGGUGUGGUGUGAUUGGCUGGUGUGCCACAGCGCUGUGUGGAACCCCCCUCCCUCUUGCCAGGACUACAGGGUGGGGCCGCCCGGAGACGCUUGGACCCGCAUGGCCUCCUUCGUCAACCUCCUGGAGAAACUGGACCACGAUAUCCGGCUGGAGGAGGCCCCCAGAGAGGGCUACGAGAUGGUGAGGCUGCCUGAAGACUCCACACUCAGCGGCUUUACGCCCUUGAUGCCUAUUUGCCACGAGCCGGUCUACGUCAAGAAUGACGUGGAUAUGGAGGAAGCGUGCAUCGCCCUGCGAGUGAGGUCCAUCGUGUUCUUCGGGACGGUGUGGCUGUGCGGCGAGGACCCGCCCGUGCUGAAGCUGCACAAGUUCGACAACGGCCUGAGCGAGUACGUGUCCAUCGUGGCGUCGUCCGGCCAGUGUUCCCUGUCCUCGCCGCCGGAGGAGCAGAGCGACAGCGAGCUGGUGCUGGAGAGCUUCAGCGAGGACGAGCUGGCGGAGGCUGAGACGCAGAAGGCCCCGGGAGCGACGGAGCAGAGGCCCGCCUCCUCGGAGAUCCAGAGCCUGCUGAGCCGCAAGGAGGAGCUGGAGAAGAGACAGGAGCACCAGGAGAGACAUCGCCAGCGCGUGCAGGCCAUCCUGAGGGAGACGGUGGUGAUCGUGGAGAUAGAAGUGAGGCCGCACUACCUGGUGCCGGACACCAACUGCUUCAUCGACUACCUGCCCCUGCUCCAGAAGGUGUCCCAGGCGACCUCGUCGCUGCAGCAGCCGCUCUACACCCUCAUGGUCCCGCUGGUCGUGCUGAAGGAGCUGGAGGGGCUGGCGCGGGGCGGGCGGGACAGGGACGUGCUCCCCCUGGCGCCGGUGGAGCCCGCCCACGCCGCGCGGGUGGCGACGGGAGCCAGGCAGGCGCUGGCCUUCCUGCGCUCGCGCCAGGCGGGCGUGCGCUGCGUCACGUCGCGCGGCACGGUGCUGGCGCCCGCCGGCAUCACCAUGGAGGAGGACACGGAGCCGGGCCAGGGCAACGACGACCGCGUCCUGGCCACCUGCCUGAGCCUGUGCCGCUGCCCGGAGCAGGAGAGCGAGCCAGGCGAGCCGCGCCGCCUGCUGCGCGACGUGGUGCUGCUCACGGAGGACCGCAACCUGCGCGUGAAGGCGCUGGCCCGCCACGUGCCGGUGCGAGAGGUGCCCGACUUCGCGCGGUGGGCAGGGCUGGGCUGAACCCCGGCCCCCCCUCGACAUCUGUGACGACACGCUGGCUGGGGCAGGAGGGUGAGUGCGUCCCGCCGUCGCCGCCCCUGGCACCCAUGCCUCCUGCAUCUUACAGACGUGUCAGUACCAAUGUGGGUCUUCUGCUCUGUUUAGCAUGAAACCUCACUGUCUAGGAAGAAAAAUACAAACAAAAAUUUGUCACAAAAUGUGUCAGCCUGCAAAGGCAACAGUUUCUGUGAUGCAUCACCACUUUCUUGUGUUUAUGCCAGUUUACAGUUUCCUCGGAGGGCCAACAUGUUCGUGAGUGCAUAGAACAAAGCCUGCAAGAGGUUAACAUGAGGUAAACAAGUCGAUAAUUGUUUCAUUUUACUUUUAAGAAAAUAUUGUUCCUGGAAAAGUGUGUGUGGUCAGUGUGUAACAAAUGUAUGCAUGUAAAUUUUUAUGUUGUUUUUGUAUUUAUGAAUUUUUUUUUAAACAUGUAUUUAGUUGAAUUUUGUGGUCAGUGUUUUAAUUAGGUGACAUUCCCACCAUUUAAUUACUGUAAAAAAAUAUCACAGUUUGAAGAAUGUUUUUGUUGUGAUAUGGAUUUUGAAUAUACAAUGCAGUUUGUGUUGAAUUGUUUGUACAUAAUGAACUGAUAGAAUCUAUACAAGUUUUAUAUUGUCAUAUAUAGUGCAAUUAUUUAUUGUCUGAAUAAUGUAUUUCUCAAGACUAAAGAAAUAGUGCAGAUAUACAGAUUUUAUUUAUAGAUAUAUUGACACCAUAAACUUUAAAGUGUUCACUGCAUUUUUAUACGUAUGAAUUAAAAUUCUUUCCUGGAAUCGUGCUGCUAAAUAGUUUGUUGGGCCAUUUUUUUAGCAAUGAAGAACUAAAUGUUUUAAGAAUAAAUAUUCAAUUUGACAUCACUGUCAUUAAUAUUGUAAGUUACUGUGCAUGUGUGGUUUGCAGAUGUUAGUGUAUCAUUGCCUGUACGUUUUUAAUGAACAAUAACAAAUUGGAUAUGUACUUACUGUGUGUCUUAAACCUGUACAUAACAUGUAAAGAUAUUGUUGAGAUCAAUUUAUGGAAACAAUAUACAAAUGUUGAUUUCUAGACUGAUUAGAUAGGAUCAUUUAGAUCAUGUUCACAAAACUUCAAUUUCUAAAAUUGAAGAUUUACUUGAGCGUAGUUCACAUCUCACAUUAUUCUGCCUCUCGUUUAUGUAAUAUUGUCAUCUCAGGAAGCAACACAAAUUUGUAAAAAGUUGUGGAGUUAUUAUAAAACAGUGAAUUUUGCUCAAAUAAAUAAUGGUUACUGCCAUA
Messenger RNA from Bacillus rossius redtenbacheri, 6356 nucleotides. RefSeq names its product telomerase-binding protein EST1A (gene Smg6). The record is from RefSeq and is a predicted model, not a curated record. The coding region runs from base 37 to 5064 and encodes 1675 amino acids. Gene Ontology annotation, molecular function: telomerase RNA binding; telomeric repeat DNA binding; protein binding. Gene Ontology annotation, biological process: nuclear-transcribed mRNA catabolic process, nonsense-mediated decay. Gene Ontology annotation, cellular component: telomerase holoenzyme complex. The transcript is spliced from 25 exons. NCBI's taxonomy places the organism in Eukaryota, Metazoa, Arthropoda, Insecta, Phasmatodea, Bacillidae.